GCAUAUAUGGUUGGUGGUUUGCGCGUGCCACCCUCCUUUCCUUCCCCCGCCAAUCGGCUAUAAAUAGACGGCGCCCACUGAUCAUCGUGGAGCACGAGUCAGUCGUCAGUCGCCUACUUCCGGGAACUCUUGCUGCCAUGGGUCCAGUUGUGCUCCUCCUCGUCGUCGUUGCCGUUGCCGUCCCGGUCGUGCGGCCGGCGGCGGCCGAGCUGCCGCGGCUGGAGCACUCGCCCAAGGCGGAUGGGUCGCUGUCCAUCCUUGCCGUCGGCGACUGGGGGAGGCGUGGGGAGUUCAACCAGUCCCGGGUCGCCACCCAGAUGGGGCUGGUAGCGGAGAAGAUGGACGCCGACUUCAUCAUCUCCACCGGCGACAACUUCUACAGCGAUGGCCUAACUGGCGUCGACGAUAAGGCCUUCGAGGACUCCUUCACCGGCAUCUACACUGCCAAGAGCCUCCAGAAGCCUUGGUACACAAUUCUUGGCAACCAUGACUACAGGGGCGAUGCACUCGCACAGACCAGCCCUAUCCUUGCGAAAGUCGACUGCCGGUGGAUCUGCAUGAAGUCUUUCAUUCUAAACGCAGAGGUUGCGGAUUUCUUCUUCGUCGACACGACGCCCUUCGUCCUCACGUAUUGGACCAACCCCAAGGACAGCACGUACGACUGGAGAGGCGUUGCUCCUCGCGAGACGUACAUCACGAAUCUCCUCAAGGACGUGGAGGAUUCGCUGAGGCAGUCGAGGGCGCCAUGGAAGAUCGUCGUCGGGCACCAUCCCAUCCGGACCGCCGGCAAGCACGGCGACACCGAAGAGCUCGUGCAGCUGCUCCUGCCGAUGCUCAAGGCCCAUGGCGUCGACCUCUACAUCAACGGCCAUGACCACUGCCUUGAGCAGAUCAGCAGCAGCGACAGUCCUCUGCAGUACCUGACGAGCGGCGGCGGGUCAAAGGCCUGGGGCGGCGUCUACGCGCCGGGCGCCGACAAGGUGGAGUUCUUCCACGACGGGCAGGGAUUCAUGUCGCUGCGGCUGACCGCCACGGACGCGCGCGUCGCGUUCUACGACGUCGCCGGCGCCGUCCGGCACACCUGGGGGCAUACCAAGGCCGCACACUACUGAUCGAAUAAGCUGCCGUGCGCGCCAGCCAUGCAUGGGCGCCAUUUCGAUAUAAUCAGCGCAGCGCCCGCGCGAACAAUUUAAGCAUCUUCACUACGCACUCAAAUUCUUAUUCUUGUAAGUUCUCCGGGUUAAACUGCAAGUCCUUUUAGACUUUUGAAUCAUUUGAUUAAAAUGUAACUGGUGAUGAGUGAUGGAUGAUGUUGUCGGUGCAUAAAA
Molecule: messenger RNA, 1328 nt
Organism: Hordeum vulgare subsp. vulgare (domesticated barley)
Lineage: Eukaryota; Viridiplantae; Streptophyta; Magnoliopsida; Poales; Poaceae
Product: purple acid phosphatase 4-like
Exons: 7
Coding region: 138-1112 (324 amino acids)
Molecular function (GO): acid phosphatase activity; ferrous iron binding; ferric iron binding
Source: RefSeq, a predicted model, not a curated record